GAGGAAUGAGGUGAUGGGGCGGGCGGUGGGGGCAGCGGUGGCCAUGGCCGCCACGCUGGCCUGUGUAGUCAGCGCCACAGCCCACGACGGCGCAGGACCCACACACUUCAACAUUGGCGGAAUCCUCUCCAACAAGGAGUCAGAUGCGCACUUCAAGAAUACCAUAACGCAGCAGAUAAACGAGAACAGGACGUACGGGGAUCCCAACGCCACGCUGGUCGACGUCACGAUGCUCAUGGACUCCAACCCGAUCCGGACGGCGCUGGAAGUGUGCAAGCAGCUCGUGUCGCAGUCGGUCUACGCGGUAUCGCACCCCCUGAGCGGCGACCUCUCUCCCGCCGCCGUUUCCUACACGAGCGGGUUCUACCACAUCCCGGUCAUCUCCUCCAGGGACUCGGCCUUCUCAGAUAAGAAUAUCCACGUGUCCUUCCUGCGGACGGUGCCGCCCUACAGCCACCAGGCCGACGUGUGGGUGGAGCUCCUGAAGACCUUCCAGUACACGCAGGUCGUCUUCGUCCACUCCUCCGACACGGACGGAAGGGCGCUGCUCACUCGCUUCCAAAACCAAGCUCAGAGCCACGAGGACGACAAAGACAUCAAGAUGGAGAACGUGAUUGAGUUCGAGCCGGGCCUCAAUUCCUUCGUGGACAAGCUGAAGGAGAUGCGGGAGGCCUCUGCGAGAGUCUUCCUUCUCUAUGCCAGCAAGGAGGACGCCCGCACGAUCUUCCACGACGCGAGCUACAUGAACAUGACAGGGCGCGGCUACGUGUGGGUGGUGACGGAGCAGGCCCUGAGCGCCGAGUACGUUCCCUCGGGUACCAUCGGCCUCAAGCUCGUGAACGCCUCGGAUGAAGACGCCCACAUCACGGAUAGUUUAUACGUGCUGGCGAAGGCGCUGAAGAAGCUCCGGGAGGAGGAGAACGCGACGGAGCCGCCGCCCCAGAACUGCGACAACACGGGCGCUUCGUGGGAGACGGGGAAGAAGUUGUUUCAGUACAUCCUGGAGCAGGUGCUGAAGGAGGGGCUGACGGGCAAGGUCGCCUUCGACGAGAACGGCGACCGCAUCAACGCCGAGUACGACAUCAUCAACAUCCAGGAAUUCAACGAGACGGACGGCCUCAAGAAGGAGCACGUCCCCGUCGGACAGUUCAUCUACAACAAGUCGGCUGGGCGCGGGGCAGGGGACAAGGCGGGGGCACAGACCGUGAGUCCCACAAGCCCACAGCAGCAGACGAAGGAGACGAUGAAGCUGCAGAUAGACGAGAGCGCCAUCAUCUGGCCGGGGAACACCACGGUCAAGCCUCAGGGCUACAUGAUCCCCACGAGACUCAAGGUCCUAACCAUCGAGGAGAAGCCCUUCGUCAACAUCCAGAAGAUCGACAGCAAGGCCAAGUGCCUGGGCAUGGGCAAGGUGCUGUGCCCCUGGUACAACGCCACGGCCGAGGGCACCGACCUCUACUGCUGCACGGGCUACUGCAUCGACCUGCUCAUCACGCUCGCCAACAAGAUCAACUUCACCUUCGAGCUCGCGCUCUCGCCCGACGGGGAGUUCGGGUCGCUGCAGAUGAAGGAGUCAGGAAAGAAGGAGUGGUCGGGCCUCAUCGGGCAGUUGGUGAACCAGACCCACGACGCGCUCACCAUCAACCCGGAGCGAGCGCAGGUCAUCGAGUUCUCCAAGCCCUUCAAGUACCAGGGAAUCACUAUUCUAGAGAAGAAGCAACCUCGCUACUCCACGCUAGUCUCCUUCCUUCAGCCCUUCCGAGACACGCUCUGGAUCCUCGUGAUGGUGUCCGUGCACGUGGUGGCUCUCGUGCUCUACCUCCUAGACAGGUUUAGCCCCUUCGGCAGGUACAAGCUAGCAAACAUGGAUGGCACAGAAGAAGAUGCCCUGAAUUUGUCCUCUGCAAUCUGGUUUGCUUGGGGAGUCUUGCUCAACAGUGGCAUUGGCGAAGGAACUCCUCGCAGCUUCAGCGCCCGCGUGCUGGGCAUGGUGUGGGCAGGCUUUGCCAUGAUCAUCGUAGCUUCUUACACUGCCAACCUGGCGGCCUUUCUCGUGCUCGACCGCCCACAGACCUCCCUCACCGGAAUCAACGACGCUAGGCUGCGAAACCCGAUGGAGAACUUCACGUACGCCACGGUCAAGGGCUCGUCCGUGGACAUGUACUUCCGGCGGCAGGUGGAGCUGAGCAACAUGUACCGCACGAUGGAAGGCAACAACUACCACACGGCCGAGGAGGCGAUCCAGGCCGUCAAGUCAGGGAAGCUGAAGGCGUUCAUCUGGGACAGCUCGCGGCUGGAGUACGAGGCGGCGCAGGACUGCGAGCUGGUGACGGCGGGCGAGCUGUUCGGGCGCUCCGGCUACGGCAUCGGCCUCAAGAAGAACUCGCCGUGGGCGGACCGCGUCACGCUGGCCAUCCUGGAGUUCCACGAGAGCGGCUACAUGGAGGAGCUGGACAACAAGUGGAUCCUGCAGGGCAUGGACGACAAGUGCGACACCGACGACAAGGCGCCGGCCACGCUGGGCCUCAAGAACAUGGCGGGCGUGUUCAUCCUGGUGGCCGCCGGCAUCGUGGGCGGCAUCGGGCUCAUCAUCAUCGAAAUCAUCUACAAGAAGCAUCAGAUCCGCAAGCAGAAGCGCCUGGAGAUCGCCCGCCACGCCGCCGACAAGUGGAGAGGGGCCGUCGAGAAACGCAAGACGCUGCGCGCCUCCAUGAUGAACCAGAGAAGACUGAAGGCGAACGGCGUGAACGAGCCCUCGGUGAUCUGCGCCAACGUGGAGAGCGGGUCGAGCGCGGGCGCCGUGUCGGCCUCCAGCGGGGGCCCGUCGGCGAGCGCCGUGUCCUCCGACUUACCUCGUGUGAUUCCUCCGCCGCCCAGCGCUCCCCCCUUACCUCCUUCGCCUCCAGAACUGCCCCCAGAUGUGCCUCCCGCACCGCCCGCUCCGCGCUGGGGCAACGACAUCAGGCAACGCCACGUGUCCGCACAGGACGAGGGGCUGCCCCCUCCCCCUCCCCCUCCUGCCGGCGUGGACACUAUGCGGCUCCAUGCAUCCUACAAGAACCUGUUCGGCCCUGACCCGCCCGACCUGGUGGUGUGAGCGCCUGCUGCGGCCUCUGUAUCAGAGGUGGUCAGGCUCAAAGGGACAAGUGGCCCUGGCGGGGAGGCCCACUGACUCCCCUCUUCAUUACGUCCACUCAGCGGCGCCGCGGGCAAGCCUCCCCGGGCCAAGCCUCCCCAGGCACCCAGCGCUGUCGCCGAAGGGCCUCCAGCCGGGCCGGGGAGGGACUUACUACGCUUCUCACUCGCCAACAACAUUGUAUAAAACCAUGGACCUUUAUAGCAUGUUGACAGUGGGUCACAGAACCUUGACCACAAUAACUUCAAUUAUUUAGUUUGGUAAAACACAUUACAGCAUUUAUGCUUGCUCCUGGUUAGAAAGCAAACUAUAAUUUGAGUCAGGUAAUCCACACAGACUUCCAAUGAUAUAUUAGGGAGAUACUUGUAGUCCAUUAAGGACUGGUAGACGCAUCCUUCAGUCACCUUUAGGGGCCAGAGGACGCGGUUGUUGAUCUGUUGUUGUCCUACAAUCUCCCACACCGACACCAGGAGUGUGCUAACUGUGGAGCGUUAGUGUGGAGCCCCAUCCAGUGUGAGGGAGCGGGGACUGCCCCCUCGUCGCAAGCGUGUGGGGCGGGGUCCUUUGCCCCCCGUCAUUCCACGAAUGUGAGGUAUGGGGCACUAGGAGCACCCUCAUGCUGCCAGUGUGAGGGGCGAGUGGCAAUGAGUGCCCCCUCAUUCCGCCAGUGUGAGGGGAUGACGUCCAGAAGCGGCCCUCAUGCUUCUCGCGUGGGGGGCCGGCAUGAAGAGGCACCCCUCAUGCCGCCAGUAUGAGGGAAGGCGCCAAGGAGUCCCCCUCAUGCCGCCAGUAUGAGGAUUGGCGCCAAGGUGUAUCCCCUACUCUCGCGUUAUCCUUCUUUCUGUUAGCCUUGUAAGGUUCUGCUAAAUAUCUGGAAUCUACAUUGUUGAUGAUACGCUUAUUAACGUUGUGUGUUGUGACUCUGGACUGGCAUGGGACGGGACGAAGCAGCUGCCUCCGAUAUCCUUAUGUCCAAAACUCACGGUGUGCUGGUCUGUUCCCAACGUUAUUUGUAUGUACACUUAUUUGUAAUACCAGAGGCUGAGUAUAAUGGUUUUAUUACAAAGAAAAAAACAAACAAAAAACAAAAAACAAAAUAGUUUUCCAAAAAAAAUAUAAAAGUGAAGAAUCAGUCAUUGCUUAGCUGCAUAAGCUAAAUAUGUUUAGAGCCCAUUGGUAGAAAAUAAAUUGUUAAAUGAAA
This is a messenger RNA of Penaeus vannamei (Pacific white shrimp), 4337 nucleotides long. Lineage: Eukaryota; Metazoa; Arthropoda; Malacostraca; Decapoda; Penaeidae. The record is from RefSeq and is a predicted model, not a curated record.